Molecule: messenger RNA, 201 nt
Organism: Rangifer tarandus platyrhynchus (Svalbard reindeer)
Lineage: Eukaryota; Metazoa; Chordata; Mammalia; Artiodactyla; Cervidae
Source: the annotation of a GenBank genome assembly
AUGGGCGUCAAGGGCACCAGGCGGGUCUGUGACCUGACUUCAGGCAGAGGGCAGGCGCACCUCACGGGGAGUGGUCAGUGCCGCAUUGGGCGGGCCUCCCGCUGCCCGGCCCAGCUCGCCCUGCCUGGGCCGGUGGGCCUGGACGUGUCCGGCGGCCCUGUGGCCAAGCAUCUUCCAGUGGCUGAGAUACAGCUGGGCUGA